Messenger RNA from Marmota monax (woodchuck), 4127 nucleotides. It is a transcript of the gene Ptprh, whose product is annotated as protein tyrosine phosphatase receptor type H. Gene Ontology annotation, biological process: angiogenesis; protein dephosphorylation. The record is from RefSeq and is a predicted model, not a curated record. Gene Ontology annotation, molecular function: protein tyrosine phosphatase activity; cadherin binding. Bases 80 to 3388 code for a protein of 1102 amino acids. NCBI's taxonomy places the organism in Eukaryota, Metazoa, Chordata, Mammalia, Rodentia, Sciuridae. The transcript is spliced from 20 exons.
GGGGGAACUCUUGAGUUGAAAGUCCAGCAGGUGGAAGAACCAGGUCUGGGACUCCUGUGUUCCUCCAGUGUCUGGACACAUGGCCAGCACUGGCGGGGCCCUCAGGGUCCGGGGGAGCUUGGUGAUACUGAUUCUGUGCAGCUGGACAGGGUCCAAGGCAGCCGCCCCCAACCCAGUGAGAAACCUGAGAGUGGACGCUCGAAGCAACAGCUCCCUCACCCUGCACUGGGAGGUCCCCCAGGGCCCGGACUCCCAGAGCCUCACCUACUGGGUCCAGUGCACUGGAGAUGGUGGCAGAAACGAGACCCAAAACACGACAGACACCAGCGUCACAGUGCAAGGACUUGAUGCCGCGUCCCGGUACACACUCUCAGUGUGGGCCGAGAAGGACGGAGCGUCUGGCUCCAGGGAGGUCCUCAACGCAACCACAGCCCCCAACCCAGUGAGAAACCUGAGAGUGGACGCUCGAAGCAACAGCUCCCUCACCCUGCACUGGGAGGUCCCCCAGGGCCCGGACUCCCAGAGCCUCACCUACUGGGUCCAGUGCACUGGAGAUGGUGGCAGAAACGAGACCCAAAACACGACAGACACCAGCGUCACAGUGCACGGACUUGAUGCCGCGUCCCGGUACACACUCUCAGUGUGGGCCGAGAAGGACGGAGCGUCCGGCUCCCAGGUGACCCUCAAUACUGCCACAGCCCCCAACCCAGUGAGAAACCUGAGAGUGGACGCUCAAAGCAACAGCUCCCUCACCCUGCACUGGGAGGUCCCCCAGGGCCCGGACUCCCAGAGCCUCACCUACUGGGUCCAGUGCACUGGAGAUGGUGGCAGAAACGAGACCCAAAACACGACAGACACCAGUGUCACAGUGCAAGGACUUGACGCGGCGUCCCGGUACACACUCUCAGUGUGGGCUGAGAAGGACGGAGCGUCUGGCUCCAGGGAGGUCCUCAACGCAACCACAGCCCCCAACCCAGUGAGAAACCUGAGAGUGGACGCUCGAAGCAACAGCUCCCUCACCCUGCACUGGGAGGUCCCCCAGGGCCCGGACUCCCAGAGCCUCACCUACUGGGUCCAGUGCACUGGAGAUGGUGGCAGAAACGAGACCCAAAACACGACAGACACCAGCGUCACAGUGCACGGACUUGAUGCCGCGUCCCGGUACACACUCUCAGUGUGGGCCGAGAAGGACGGAGCGUCCGGCUCCAGGGAGGCCCUCAAUACUGCCACAGCCCCCAACCCAGUGAGAAACCUGAGAGUGGACGCUCAAAGCAACAGCUCCCUCACCCUGCACUGGGAGGUCCCCCAGGGCCCGGACUCCCAGAGCCUCACCUACUGGGUCCAGUGCACUGGAGAUGGUGGCAGAAACGAGACCCAAAACACGACAGACACCAGCGUCACAGUGCACGGACUUGACGCGGCGUCCCAGUACACACUCUCAGUGUGGGCCGAGAAGGACCGAGCGUCCGGCUCCAGGGAGGCCCUCAAUACUGCCACAGCCCCUAACCCAAUUCGAAGCCUGUCUUUGGAGGGUCAGACCAACAGCUCCAUCACCCUGAGCUGGGAGGCCCCCAGUGGCCCCGAGCUUCAGGACUAUACAUACUGGGUGCAGUGCACUGGAGAUAGUGACAAGAAUGAGACCCAAUACACGACAAGCACCAGUGUCACGGCUGAGGCACUGGAACCUGGAACCUUGUACCAGUUCUCCGUGUGGGCAGAAAAGAAUGGAGUACCCAGCUCCAGGCAGAAUCUCAGGAUGGCCACAGUCCCUAAUGCUGUGGCAAGUCUCGGAAAACAGGAUCAGACCAACAACUCCAUCACCUUGAGCUGGACAGCUCCUGUGGGCCCCACUCAUCCCCCGUACACCUACUGCGUCUCAUGGGUCAAGACGGGCAGUACUGCUGCGUCCCGCAACACCUCUGAUACCAGAAUCACACUGACCGCGCUGGAAGCUGGGAGCCUGUACCACGUCACCGUGUGGGCUGACAGGAAUGAAGUCAGAGGUUAUGCCAGUACCCUCAUGGAGGCCACUGCCCCAGACCCUGUCACCAUCACCUCCUGCGUCAGCACCUCUGGGGGGUAUGGGGUCAUCCUGACCUGGUCCUGCCCCUCCGGGGGCUAUGAGGCCUUUGAAUGGGAGGUGGGCGGGCAGCGUGGCUCCCAGGAUGGAUCUUCAUGUGGCAAGGACGUGUCUGUGCUCGGUCUUGGGCCGGCUCAGUCCUACCCGGCCACCGUCACAACUAUCUCAAAUGGAAUGAGGGCAUCGUCUGUCCCCGAGACCUGCAGCACCGAGAGCGCAGGGGUCAUUGCUGGAGCCAUUGUGGGUGUCCUCCUGUUUCUCAUCCUGGUGGGCCUGCUGAUCUUUUUCCUGAAGAAGAGGAAUAAGAAGCACCAGGAGAAGGCAGUGCCCAGGGAUCUGGUGUUCGGAUUUCCAGAGGAUAUCCUGGCUCAAGACUUUGCUGAUCAUGUUAGGAGAAACGAGAAGGACAGCAACUGUGGGUUUGCAGAGGAGUACCAGCAACUGGCCCUGGAAGGUCAUGGCCAGUCUCAGAUGGUGGCUUUAGCUCCUGAGAACAAGGCCAAGAACCGCUACAGAAAUGUGCUGCCCUAUGACUGGUCCCGGGUGCCCCUGGAACUCAUCCAUGAAGAACCAGGCUCUGACUACAUCAAUGCCAGCUUCAUGCCUGGACUCUGGAGCCCCAGGGAGUUCAUUGCAGCCCAGGGCCCUCUGCCCCAAACUGUGGGUGACUUCUGGCGCAUGGUGUGGGAACAACAGAGCCACACCCUGGUUAUGCUGACCAACUGCAUGGAGUCUGGCCGGGUGAAGUGUGAGCAUUACUGGCCUCUGGAUGCUCAACCCUGUACUCAUGGGGACCUGCAGGUGGCUCUGGUGGGUGAGGAGGUGAUGGAGAACUGGACCGUCAGGGAUCUGCAGCUGCUGCAUAUGGAGGAGCGGAAGACCCUCUCUGUGCGUCAGUUCCACUACCUGGCCUGGCCGGACCACGGUGUCCCCCAACCAGACCCCUUGCUGGCUUUCUGGAAGGUGCUCCGGCAGUGGCUGGACCAGACCUCGGAGGGAGGCCCCCCCAUUGUGCACUGCAGUGCUGGCGUGGGUCGCACAGGCACCCUCAUCGCUCUUGAUGUCCUGCUUCGGCAGUUGGAGUGCGAGGGUCUCUUGGGGCCCUUCAGCUUCGUGAGGAAGAUGAGAGAGAGCCGGCCAUUGAUGGUGCAGACCGAGGCCCAGUACGUAUUCCUGCACCAAUGCAUCCUGCGGUUCCUCCAGCAGUCGGCCUCGGCCCCAGCCCAGCCGGAGGCCACCUACGAGAACGUGGCAAGUCUCAUCUAUGAGAAUGUGGCUGCCAUCCAGGCCCAGGAGCUGGAAGUUUAAGUCACACAGGCAGCUGGUCCUGCAGCCCAGCAAGACUCAGAUCUGAAUCCCCACUGCAGCCAGAUUCCUGGACCCUGGGGAGACAGCGGGCUGUGACCCGGGACUCCCAAGCCCUGCUGGAGGAGUGCCCUGGGAAGCCACAGUCCUGUUUCAAAGAGGAGAGGGGUUAUGGGUCUUCAACUCACAGAUCCGGUGGGAGCCAGGACCUGGAUUCCUGGCCCUUGCAGGAGGAGAGAGGUGGUAGAGGAUUUCCUAGUGUUUCGUUGCAUUUUUUUUUUUUUUUUGGUACUAGGGAUGGAACCCAAGGCCUUAGGCAUGCUAAGUGCUUUACCACUGAGCUACAUCCCAGCACUUUUUAUUUUAUUUUAAGACAGGGUCUAACUAUAUUGCCCAGGCUAGUCUGAACUUGCCAUCCUCUUGCCUCAUCCUCCGGGUGGCGGGGAUACAGGUGUGUGUCUCCAGCCAGGUUUAGAUUUCCUAGUUCUUUAAGGGAGGAGGAGGCUGUGGCCAUGAGUGCAGGCUUUCAAGGAACCUGGCUGGAACCUGGAUUCUAAGUGUGGACUUCUGGUGACCUGAGGAGCAAGGGCAGGCAGGAUCCUGCCCUUCGUUUACCUCAGAAGCCAGCUGGGUCUUUGUGACCAGAGGCCACAGGGCUCCCUCUGUCUGGGCGUCUGGGCACCCCAGGCUCUGCACACACUCCCUUCUAUCCCAGGCCUUAUUAAACAAUGUUCUCCCCAGA